GGUGUCCCCAUGGCGUGUCCCCUGGAGCAGGCGAUGGCCCUGAUGGUCACCACCUUCCACAAGUACUCGGCCAAGGAGGGCGACAAGUACAAGCUCAGCAAGGCCGAGCUCAAGGAGCUGCUCAACAAGGAGCUGCCGGUCUUUGGGAGCAAACAAAUGGACGAGGCCGAGUUCAAGCGGCUGAUGAACGACCUGGACCACAACAAGGACAGCGAGGUGGAUUUCAAGGAGUACGUUUGCUUCCUGGCCUGCAUCACCAUGGGCUUCAACGAGUUCUUCAAGGACGACCCCAGCAAGCACCGCAGGAAGUGA
This is a messenger RNA of Agelaius phoeniceus (red-winged blackbird), 312 nucleotides long. RefSeq names its product protein S100-A4-like. The record is from RefSeq and is a predicted model, not a curated record. Gene Ontology annotation, molecular function: calcium-dependent protein binding; transition metal ion binding; calcium ion binding. NCBI's taxonomy places the organism in Eukaryota, Metazoa, Chordata, Aves, Passeriformes, Icteridae.